Molecule: messenger RNA, 1200 nt
Organism: Alternaria triticimaculans
Lineage: Eukaryota; Fungi; Ascomycota; Dothideomycetes; Pleosporales; Pleosporaceae
Exons: 4
Coding region: 1-1200 (399 amino acids)
Source: RefSeq, a predicted model, not a curated record
AUGGCUAUUCCCAACAGAGGCCCCGAGCUGCUCGCAGUCAACAUCGCCUUCGUUACCACCGCAGUCCUGGCUUGUGCAUUGAGGAUAUAUGUUCGCCUCUGUAUGGUCAAGGCAUUUGGCCGAGAUGACUAUUUGAUGGUUCUCGCAACUCUCUUCUUCAUUUCGUACACAACAUCGUCUUGCAUCGGCAUACACUAUGGAACCGGAAAACAUCAUCGUGACCUGCCCAUCGAGGGUGUUCAAAAUGCGAAGCACGCGUGGUACUUUUGCUACCUGUUCUACUCCAUCUCCAUGAUCUGUUCGAAGCUGUCCAUUGGGUUCCUUCUCCUGCGGAUUAGUAUUCGAAAACUACACACGUGGAUCAUCUACAGUGCCAUGUGCGUCUCGAUCAUUGCUGGAGGCACCUUCUUCUUCGUCUGUCUCUUCCAGUGCUACCCAAUCUCGUACAUGUGGGACCGUACUUCGCAAGAAGGAAAGUGCGUCGACAACACAGUCAUCACCGCUCUCGGCUACGUCUACAGUAUCUUCAGUAUCAUCACCGACUUCACCUUCGCCAUCAUUCCGGGAUUCUUGGUAUGGCACUUGCAGCUGAAGAGGAGGACCAAGGUUGCUUUAAUUCCGUUGAUCACCAUGGGUUGCAUCGCAAGUGCUGCGGUCAUCGCCCGCAUGCCUUUCGUCCACUACUUUAACUCGCCUGACUUCCUCUGGUCCACACUUGACAUCGCCAUCUGGUCAUCGGUCGAACAAGGUCUCGCUAUCACUGCCGGCAGCCUCGCAACGCUCCGCCCAUUAUUCUUCAUCGCCAUGCACAAGCUCGGUCUCUCUACCCGCCCAACUGGAGCCUACCGUCCGUCCGCAUACGGCAUGUCCGCCCCCUUACCCGGCAACGCCGCUGGAAACUCCAAAGCCGACAAGCUCCGUCCCGACAUGUACAAACUCUCCGCCACUGUGCAGACUCGCACUUCCGACGACGAACCUGUUUCGAAUUCGAAUAAAUGGUACGGCGGAAAGGCACCACCAAACUCGAAGAAAAGUACGCGUGUGGACAACUCCGACAACGAUAGUCAAAGGAGUCUGAGGAUCAAGAGCGCUCGGAGCAGUGCGGAAGAGGACCAUUUCCAGAACGGCAUUAUGGUCUCCAAGUCAUUUUACAUCACGGAUGAAGAGCGGGGAUCGGUUUUGUCUGCGCCUUACAGAUGA